AUGUUCUCCGCCGCCGCUGCCGCCGCCGAAGACUACCGCCGGAGAGCCUCGACCACCGCCAUAGCGCCCUCGCUGCAGAUUCCCUCGUCGAUUACCACGCCGCAAACGAGCAUGCCCCAGCUCGCUGCCGAGAUCACCUGCCUCUUCUGGUUUGAGAACUCGUCAACGCUGCAUCAGGCCCUCGACUCGCGCUCUCCCCCGCUGCCGGUUUCCAGCCUGGUUCCCGACGCCCAGCCGACCACGGGUUUCCGCAAGUGGGUCGCGACAAUCCUCUCAACCACCCAGGUCACGCAAAAUGUGGUCCUGCUUGCGUUGCUGUUCAUCUACCGCCUGAAGACGAUCAACCCCGCCGUCAAGGGCAAGCCCGGCAGCGAGUACCGCCUGCUUACCGUCGCUCUUAUGCUGGGCAACAAGUUCCUUGAUGACAACACGUACACUAACAAGACCUGGGCGGAUGUGUCGGGCAUUUCGGUGCAGGAAGUGCACAUCAUGGAAGUCGAAUUCCUGAGCAACAUGAAGUACAAUUUGUACACUUCCGGUGAAGAAUGGAGCGAAUGGCACAAGACUCUCGGAAAGUUCGGUACCCACUUCGACAAGGCUUCGCGAGCACACCUUGAAGUUCCUCCGCGCGCAAUUGGUCCGCCAACUCCGUCUUUGCAUGUUCCGCCCAACCUUCCUUCGCCGCCGAACUCGACGCAAGCUUCUCCACCUUUCCUGAACAACUAUUCACCCAACCACUCGUACUCCACCACCCCCACCUUGCUUCCGCAAAUUGGCUCGACCGUCGUCUCGCCCAUUGGUCCUUUGCCGGAGCUGAACAUGCGCCCGGGUUCGAGGAAACGCAGCUACGAUGACCAGACCCAGGAGCCCGCGUCGAAGCGUCCUCUGAAGAGCUUCUCUCAGACGACCGAUUCCAGGGAAGGCUAUCAAUCGUAUCCUGGCCUGCCUCAGCAGGUCUCCACGCAACCCCCUCCGCCGGCGACCAGUGUGCCGAUGCUACCACCGCUGCCGAAUCUGUCUGUUCCCCAGCUGCCUCCUCCGGUGGGACGCCCGGUGUCUUUAAUCUACCCUCCUCCGAUGCAGUGGUCUCAGCCGUCCUCGGCUCCGUCUGCGCCUGCUCCCACGAUGACACUGCCCCAGCCGCAGCCCAACGGUACGAGCGUGCCCUCUCGCCAACUGAGUCCCUACAACAUCGAUUCGGCCAGGAAUUCUCCUGUGAACGGUCCUUACGGUACUUCCUCCGCACCGAAGCAAAACAGGCUCUCUCCUUCCUUCUACCUCUCGCAGCGUAGCUCGCCCUACAGGCCUGUCCGCGGUGUGAACACGCUUCUCGUGCCUCCCCCUUCCGCGUCAAUGAGUCAUCCUCCGCGCCUCGACUUCGACCAGAUGCAGUACCAGCCGCUUGGCAGGCCUCUCAACGAACGCCGCGCCGGCCCGCUGCCUUACAUGAACCAUGACGCGUGGCCCACCACGAACCAGUUCAACCAGUGGCCGGUCCUCCCUCAACCCAACUUCACUCGAUAG
This is a messenger RNA of Aplosporella prunicola CBS 121167, 1524 nucleotides long. RefSeq lists its product as uncharacterized. Gene Ontology annotation, molecular function: cyclin-dependent protein serine/threonine kinase regulator activity; protein kinase binding. The transcript has 2 exons. The record is from RefSeq and is a predicted model, not a curated record. Lineage: Eukaryota; Fungi; Ascomycota; Dothideomycetes; Botryosphaeriales; Aplosporellaceae. Gene Ontology annotation, cellular component: nucleus; cyclin-dependent protein kinase holoenzyme complex. Gene Ontology annotation, biological process: regulation of cyclin-dependent protein serine/threonine kinase activity. The coding region runs from base 1 to 1524 and encodes 507 amino acids.